AUGCUGAACAUUCAGGGAGAGUCUCAGGCAGAUCCAUUUGCGGUGAACAACAACGAUGCAUGGAUGCAGGGUCUUUUCACGAAGAACCAUGAUAACACUGGCACACCGGGUAUCUCAAGCAUCACGACGUCUCAGGGCGCAAUUGAAGAGCAGAUCUCUUGGUUGAGUCAACACGAUACAGAUAAUGCCAUGUCGACCCCUCAUCCUCCAGACUUGACGAUAGUCCCAUCUACGCGUGGUGUCCAACCAUCUUGGGCCUCGCAACGCCCACAGGAGAUUCUUAUGGCUGGCUUCGAAUGCGAACGAAUACACCUCCGCGAUCAAUUUUCCCACACCUGGUCGCAUCAGUAUCAAAUGGGUACACCGGUCUAUCGUAGCGUCCUCGCGAAUGUUCAACAAUCCGGUCGGAGUAUCCCUCUUACAAACUCUGGCUUUUCAGACCACUUGAAUGCCAUCAAAGAUUGUUUUGGUCCUUUGAGGUAUUCGCAAGAUCUCAUGACCUCUGAUUAUGCCCGGUAUGUGAGUAUUGAGCCCCCAACCGCCUUUAUAGCUGAUGAAAGUAGGUUUUUCAAAUCCGUUUCGGUGACCUUGUCAUUGUUCAACAGUCUUGCAAGACCAGAAGUCCUGGGUUGGUAUGCGCCAACCAAGUAUUACCAACACAUCGCCGGUGUGGUUAUGUGGCAAAUCCGGCCCUGUCGUGACACAUAUGAUCGGCUUGCCACGCGAUACAGACCGACUGCCCUUCAAAUGAUGGAAAGAUACCCUGCGAUUAUCGACUGGUGCCCCUUCGCUUCUGUCCGAGACCGACUUAUCACUUGUCACGCUGCUAAUCCUCGGAUUGAUGAAAUCAUCUGUAACAUGGCGACCUCUUAUGUGGUUGAAGCUGACUUGCGUGACCUUGUUCAAAUCAACGGGCACUCGCUUAAAUGCUACAUCAGGGUCUGGGAUAUCAUACAGUCCAUGGAUCGUAAAGCAAGCGAUGAACAACAUACGGCUCAGCCGAAGGGACAUCUUCCAGCACCGACUGCAGCAUCGUUGUUCACGAAGCCAUACGCGUCACAAGUUUUCCAGAAGUUACAUAUGGAUGAGGGCAUCACAUUUUACAAGCUUGAUCCUGCAUUCUUCAUGCAGUACCCCGAACUCAUCGGUGACGAUCAUUGA
Messenger RNA from Aureobasidium uvarum, 1161 nucleotides. Lineage: Eukaryota; Fungi; Ascomycota; Dothideomycetes; Dothideales; Saccotheciaceae. The record is from the annotation of a GenBank genome assembly.